Triplophysa rosa is the source of this 1873-nucleotide messenger RNA. RefSeq names its product synaptotagmin-like 1 (gene sytl1). The record is from RefSeq and is a predicted model, not a curated record. Gene Ontology annotation, molecular function: small GTPase binding; neurexin family protein binding. Gene Ontology annotation, cellular component: exocytic vesicle; plasma membrane. Gene Ontology annotation, biological process: exocytosis; intracellular protein transport. The transcript is spliced from 15 exons. NCBI's taxonomy places the organism in Eukaryota, Metazoa, Chordata, Actinopteri, Cypriniformes, Nemacheilidae. Bases 212 to 1855 code for a protein of 547 amino acids.
AGUGUGUGAAUCCGGAGAGCUGCUGCUGUAGUAGUGUGUGAAUCCGGUUCGUGUUUUGCUGUGUGCCCGAGGGCGGUCGUGAGGGUGUCAAUCCUGCCAAAUCCUGGGAGAGUGUGCAACCGACAACUAAAGUUAAGAAAAGCGACGAUAAUGGAUGACCCAGAAGACAUAAGAUGAGACAAAGGUGUGAUCUGUGUGAGAUGCGCCCGUGAUGGAAGGGGAACAUUUACUGGAUCUGGGUCACCUAACCGAGGUGGAGCAAACUAUUAUUCUCAAUGUGCUGCUGAGAGAUUCUGAACUGCGCAGCAAAGAUGAAGGCAGAAUGCGUAAACUACAGCAAACUGAGUCAGACCCGGUCCGUCUGCGCACGCUCUCAGGGGCGUGGUUUAAUGAUCAGCGCUCAAAAAGAUAUCAGAAGGGAGGUGCUGAUGUUGUGCAUGCCUCUAUACGCCGUAAGAAGCGUGAAAAAGAUGUACCUCUGAUGGCAAUAUUUGAUAAAGGUAAAACCUCCUCUGCUCCAUUUCCUGAGCAGCAAGAAGAAAAAAUAAGUACAGAGGAAGAAGGGCAGGAAAAUAUAAGUGUAGCAGAAGAUGGCACCAGUCAGGAAGAGAAAAAAAGAGAGAAGGAAGAUGAGGAAAGGUUGGUGCAAUGUCCCAUUCACAGAGUUCCCCCUGAACCCCUACCCAGGACAAAACUCAUCACAAAGAAAAAUACAGUGGAAAUAAAUGCCGUUUCAAGUCUUGAAGGAAGUAUUGUGCAUUCAGAGGACACGGACAGCAGAACUCUUUCAAGCGUAUCACCAUCUAUGAAGGUCGACUCGGAGGGAGACAUUAACUCUGGCAGUACUGAACUCGAUAACACUAAAUUCGACUCAGUCACCAGCUUGAGCUCCCAUCACUUGAUGAAUGGCAGCUUGAUGAGCCUGUACAGUGUGGGGGAUUUCGGGGAUGUUGUAGUGUCAGGACGGAUCCAGUUCUCGCUGCAGUAUGAUGUCAAGAGGGAGGAGCUUCGUGUCCGUAUAAUGCGCUGUCAAGAUCUUGCGCCGGCCCGCAAAAAUCGUUCAGACCCGUAUGUAAAAGUUUACCUUCUCCCUGACAACACAUCUCACAGUAAGAGAAAAACAUCAGUGAAGAGAAAAACAUUAAAUCCAAUCUAUGAUGAAACCAUGAAAUACAAUGUCCGCAGGCUGGAUCUUCAAGCUCGUGUGCUGAGUAUUUCAGUCUGGCACAUGGAGAGGAUGAGAAGAAACCUCUUCCUGGGUGAGGUGGAAGUGAGGCUGGGCCAGUGGGACUGGAGCCACAUCCAACCAGCCUGGUACACCCUCCAACCAAGAAUUCAAAUAAAUCCAGACGCCAUUAUCAGUCGAGGGACCAUUCUCUUCUCGAUUAGGUUUAUACCUUCUGGAUCCGAGGGAGAUGGCUACCCAUUGACUGGUGAGCUCCACAUUUGGUUGAGAGAGAUUGUCGGUCUCCUUCAUACAAAACGUUGUGCGCCCAUUACAUAUGUGAAAAGUGUGGUAUUGCCAGAUGAAAGUGGCGUCAGCGGCCAGCAGACUCGUGUGGUGCGAGGGUCCGUUAAUCCACAGUUCAACCACACCAUGGUUUAUGAUGGGUUUCAGUCCAGUGACCUCUUUCAGGCAUGUGCAGAAAUAACGGUCUGGAGCUCACAGCCAUCUACCUGUCUCGGUGGAGUACGACUCAGUACUGGCUCAGGUGUGAGUUACGGUCAGUCUGUUUGCUGGAUGGACUCUACUGAGGAAGAGAUCAGCGUAUGGUCGAGUGUUAUUCAGAGUCCCAACAGCUGGGUGGAAUCAAGUCUGCCAAUCAGGACCAAUUUACAGCUGUGCUCAGAGUAAACUGUGUUUAUAUGCAUA